AAAUAUGACAGAGUUAUGUGUUUGACGUUGACGUUGACGUUGACAUUUGACACUGACAUUGACAGUUUACUAGAGCGAGUCAGCGGACUUAUUGCUUAUUUGGCCAAAAUUAAAUUGUUGAAAUACUUAUAUUUAAAUCUUGUUUUUUUUGAAGAAAUUAAAUUUAAAACAAUGGCUGGAUAUUCUGAAGAUCAACUAGCGGAGUUCCAGGAGGCGUUCCAGCUGUUCGACUCGCGCGGCGACGGCAAGAUCCACGUGGCGCAGAUCGGAGACGCCCUGCGCGCGCUGGGGCAGAACCCCACCGAGUCAGAUGUCAAAAAGUGCACCUUGCACCUGAAGCCCGACGAGAGGAUUUCCUUUGAAGUGUUCCUGCCCAUAUAUCAGGCUAUAUCGAAGGCUCGCAGCGGAGACACCGCCAACGACUUCAUAGAAGGUCUGCGGCACUUCGACAAGGACGGCAACGGGUUCAUCUCUUCGGCUGAGCUGCGCCACCUGCUGUCCACGCUGGGGGAGAAGCUGAGCGACGAUGAGGUAGAGCAGCUGCUGCAGGGGCAGGAGGACUCCCAGGGAAACAUCAACUACGAGAACUUCGUACACCUCAUCAUGCAGGGCUAGUGGCCCCCUGCCCCGCCGCCUGCCCCGCCGCCUGCCCCGCCACCGGCCCCGCCACCUGCCCCGCCACCUGCCCCGACUACUACAACUUGACUAUCUACAAAUAUAUCUCUAGUAAAAACUAUUAUCCUCCUGCCUACAAAGUACCUACAGAUGUAGGUAGGAGGUUAAGUGGGUUCGCGAUUACUCGUAUUGCCGCUCGUCCGAGCGUCUCUCGACCGUCUUGUGCUAAAUUGCAUCACAGGCCCUGUAGGCCAAACAUGUGACCCCCGACACAUUUUGAGACCUUUGCUCGCUGAUAUGGCCGAGCAAAAGUAAAUUUGUCGUGAGAUGAAAAAUAAUUUUUUUGUACAGAGAAUAAUGUUACCUACUGUAAAUGGAAGUGAAAGAGCUGAAUUAAAACUUAAUCAUGACACAAAAAUAAAAGUUUGUUCAAGGAUGUUUUUUCUUCCUUCAUACAUAAUAUUAUUGAGAAAUGCAUACAAAAUAAUUAGCCGACUAGUCGACGCUCUCUACCGGCUAGUCGCCGACAGUUGCCGACAGGUGCCGACAGCGCCCGGCGCACACUCCUGCUUGUGAUGACGACAAGUACCGAAUACUACACUACACGCGUACAACUGUUGCAUUGUAAGGGUUAGACAUUAUCGAGUGCGUUUUAUAUACAAACGUUUUAUAAUAGAUCCAUAACAAUGUUAAUACCAAGUUAUGCAGCGUUUCAUACUUUACAUUAUGUAAUCUCAUCAUAACAAUAACAAAACUUUAAGGAAAAGAACCUAGUCAAUAUAAGACGCCAACAUUUUAUUUUUUAUAAUAAAAGUCGCGCAUGUGUUUGUGUGCAAAGUAUCAGUAUACGCGCUACACACAACAACAACUGUAAUACCAACUAAUUAUAUUAAUUAUAUUAAACGGUUGUUGUAAGGCAACACAAGAACCGUUUAAUACUAUAACUUAAUUUCAUUCAAAUAUGUACGUGAAUAAAUAUGUUACAAUGUAUUUACCUUUUAAGUUUGAUAUUGUAAUAAUAAUAAAUCACUUUAUUACACCAAAAACGAAAUAACAAAAUUUUACAAAAACAAACCAAGUAAAAAUAGAAACAAUGGUGUAACGACGGCCUUAUCUCUAAAGUGAUAUCUUCCAGGCGACCGGUAAUUAUAAGGAGUACACGUUUACAAAGAUAAUACAUAUUGUAGUUUUGUGAUAUAAGAGUACGUAGUGAGCAGUGCGGGUGACGGGGGGGGGGGGGGUCAUACACGCCUACACCCAGACCUUAUAUAAUUAUAAAUAUAGAUCAGCAUUUAAACCUCAAAGGUAAUUGCCCAUCCCUAGCCCUGGCCUACCCUAACCACCCGGCAAUCCACCUGAAUCUAAAAGAACAUUACACUAUAAUAGUGAUGAAGCAAAGAUCGUUGGCCAUACAGCCUGAGUUUGACGACAUUUCUGAAGCCUUAUGAUACGUUUCUUUGUUCGUUCUCUUGUUUGUUAAGCUUGUUGAUAACAGAAAAAAAAAUUAUACAGCUUCAAAGUAAAUAAAUGUUGUUUCGCCGCUUUGGUACGCUUUGGUUUGGCCAACUUUUUGAGCGAGAAGAAUGAUAAAAAAACGUUUCAUACGUUUAUUUCACCAGAUCCUUAUUAUCAUUUCCGUAUACUUUUACACGGGGGUAUACCUGGGUUCCUGGGGACGACUUUGUAUCGGUAUUCCCCUUUCUGCAAAGUAAAGUGAACUUUAAACAGUAUUGAUUAGGUCUAUUUUACUUUGAAGAAAAUAAGGUUUAAAUUUCAAUCCAUGUUUAUGAAUAUGGGGGUAAGAGUAUUAAGAAUAACUAACAAUUCUGAUAUUUCCAUUUUUUAUAAUUAUUAUUAUUAUUAGUCUUUGAGUAAUUAUUAUUAUUGUUUUGAUAUAAGUAAGUGCAUAUUCCAGAGUUUAAUCUAAUUGUAAGGAAUGUAGUUAAUAAUAUUAACAAUAUGUAUAUCGCAUUGUACAAAGACAUUAUUGAUGCAUUCAAAUAAAUGUGUAACGAAACUGCC
Messenger RNA from Bicyclus anynana (squinting bush brown), 2637 nucleotides. RefSeq names its product myosin-2 essential light chain (gene Mlc-c). Gene Ontology annotation, molecular function: myosin heavy chain binding; calcium ion binding. The record is from RefSeq and is a predicted model, not a curated record. The transcript is spliced from 5 exons. NCBI's taxonomy places the organism in Eukaryota, Metazoa, Arthropoda, Insecta, Lepidoptera, Nymphalidae. Bases 16 to 615 code for a protein of 199 amino acids. Gene Ontology annotation, cellular component: myosin II complex.